This is a messenger RNA of Dermacentor albipictus, 496 nucleotides long. RefSeq names its product thrombin inhibitor hemalin-like. NCBI's taxonomy places the organism in Eukaryota, Metazoa, Arthropoda, Arachnida, Ixodida, Ixodidae. Gene Ontology annotation, molecular function: serine-type endopeptidase inhibitor activity. The record is from RefSeq and is a predicted model, not a curated record.
UGCCUGAGAGCAUAAAAGCUUGGCAUGUGCCGAGUAUGUCAGUUCAUUGCGGGAAAGCAAUUUGCAGAGAUUGCCUUGUGAGCGCCGUUUCGGACGUUAGCCCAAGCUUAAAAGCAUGAACGCAGCUCUGAUUUCCGGCUUCUUGACUUGUGUCUUUAUUGCAAUGGCCGCCGGAGAGCUGGACGUGGAGGACUGGUACCGCGGCGUGGACUUCGACGUGGGCUGCCGACCGGCCCCGGUGACCGGUCUGUGCAAGGCCUCGUUCCUGCGCUGGUAUUUUGACGUGGCUGCCGGCGAAUGCAAGCAGUUCAUUUACGGAGGAUGCGGUGGUAACCAGAACAGAUACCAAACCAUGAGGGAGUGCGAGAUCGCCUGCCUCCGUUGAUCCAGCUGGAUGACAUCCGCGAAAGAAACCCCGAGCACGGACUGGUACCCAAGAAACACCUUCAUGUAGUACCCGUCCUGAAAUAAACUGGCUUCGCCGUUCCAUUUUGUA